This is a messenger RNA of Postia placenta MAD-698-R-SB12, 1008 nucleotides long. RefSeq lists its product as hypothetical. The transcript has 9 exons. Lineage: Eukaryota; Fungi; Basidiomycota; Agaricomycetes; Polyporales; Adustoporiaceae. The coding region runs from base 1 to 1008 and encodes 335 amino acids. The record is from RefSeq and is a predicted model, not a curated record.
AUGUCAGCUGCGCUUAUAGCAGAAAUCAAACAGGACUACGUAGAGAACUGCCUCUACUUUGCGGCUACAAGCUUAUGUUGCUAUGAUUAUUGCCUCACGCUUCAACAAGAGAUCGACUUCAUAUGGAGUGGCCGCUUGACCUUCGCCAACAUACUGUUUUAUUGCUUUCGCUAUCCCGCGAUCCUCAACACAAUCUUCGUCGUUCUGGGUUAUGUACCAUGGCCAGGCUGGCAAACAUCACGGGUCCUGCCGGCGCUCAGUUGCACGAUUAUAAUUCGAUUUGAGAUGGCUGGCGAUGUCUUGAUAUUGACAAGCUCUGCAUUUCAAAAUACUGGAUGGCUCACUGCCAAACUAGUAUUCACCGCCAUGCGCGUAUAUGCCCUAUCCGGCCGUUCCAAAAUCCUCUUUGGCAUCGUGUUGACGCUGGGAUUGGUUGCUCCUGUCAUAUCAACGUAUACCUUUGUUGUGUCGUACCCGAUAUUACAAGUCGUCACGCCGACAUACCAGUCUUGCGACAUAUACACACGCUAUACCGUCAACAAGGUACACUCUAACAUCGUGCGCUGGGCCUGGACUCUGGCAGGGAUGAUCGGUACAAGAGUGUCGUCGCUGCUCUUUGACGGACUCGUCAUGGCACUCACCUGGGUGAGAAUACGACGGAUUGCGGUUCCUAGUAGUGACGCGGCUGCUAGCAAUAGCCUACAAGCUGUCCUUAUAAAAGAUACUGCGUAUGUCAUUCGAUCCAAUACAUCUUAUAACGCCGCUGAUGGAGGUGCAAGUUUAUUGAAGCUGUAUCAACAUGGACGGCAAUUGCUCGACUUGCGUGAAGUCACUGCUACCUUCGGAGAAAGCAAAACUACCUCUAUAUCUCAAACUGUCAGCGGCCUGAAGUUCGUCCUGUCCUCAACGAGCCCAGAAGACAUCCUAACGGACGAGUUCCUCUCAUCUGAUUCUGUGACCGUCGAAUCUUCGAUGCAGGAUGAUCUGACUGUUCACAUUACCGGAUAA